Messenger RNA from Seriola aureovittata, 1472 nucleotides. RefSeq names its product family with sequence similarity 228 member A (gene fam228a). Bases 163 to 1155 code for a protein of 330 amino acids. The transcript has 9 exons. The record is from RefSeq and is a predicted model, not a curated record. NCBI's taxonomy places the organism in Eukaryota, Metazoa, Chordata, Actinopteri, Carangiformes, Carangidae.
GCAGGUUACUACCUCUGUUGACAGCUGAGGCAGGUCUGAGGGGGGAACAAGCAGUUGCCACUCUUAAAAUGCUUCACGUUUUUAAUGUGACGACCUUCAGACCGUAAACCAGGGAUAUUGUGUUUAAUUUUUCGACCCAAACGUCCUCAAGUCAACAAAGGGAUGAGCCCUAUCAAGAAGAAAGACACUGCCAGUGGCUUGAUCACCUUCCACACACCAUUUCCUGUCAGCCUGUUGAAACCAGAGGAGUGCACGGCAGGUGUGAAGGACGCCACAGGGGCUAGGAAGUGGCCAUCUCAGCCGAGUGUGAUGCCGAGGAGCAGCAGUGGACGUGUAAGAGCAGGGGAAAGGGAUGAAGCCUCGCCCUCUGGAUCACAGCCCGGUGCCAAACAGGACUGGCCCUCUCACACCUCCCUAAGACAACUGCAGACAAAGAUGGAGGCUGAAAAUCAACAGGCAAGAGAGAUAAUCAAACCUUUACUGGACACAGAAAAUGGUUUUGUGAAGGAGUUGGAGAGGUUUCUGAGCCAAAGAGAUGUCACACAGCUGAGGAGGAGGGAGCUGCUGCACAAGCGCUGGACUGAGCGUGUAUGGUUUCCCCUCCAGAGGAGAGUGGAGGAACAUGUGUCCAGCUGUAGCACUUUGGAGGUCAAGAGGCGCCAGAGCUUGUAUAGUCGCUAUCUCCAACACUGCAACACCAAGGGUUUUGUGUUUCUUGAAACUUAUGAUCUAAAGGAGUACAAUCCCUUUCUUCUCAACAUCAAAAAGCCACAAUACUUCAAGCUCAACACAGCUGACUUAAAGGACUCAUUACACCUUCAGUUACAUCAAAGACUGGAGGAAAAGAGAACAGCUCGUUCUUGUGAAGCAGGAUGUAAAUACACAGGGAGACAAGCAAAGAAGCUACCUCACAGUGAUCGUCCUCUCAGUGAGUCUGUGACACCUCAGGCCAGCACACCUCAACAGGCCUCAUCCUCAUCCAGAAAAACUCCAGUGGUGGAUGAGGCUGAAAGAAGGAAGUUCAGCAGGCUUGAUUCGAUACCUUACCACAUAAAUGCAACUGCCACACCAGAUGGAAGGUGCCAUCAGACCAGCUGUUGUUUCUCCACAAGUGGAAGUUUACAGCAACUUCAGUCCUUUCCUACGUUCAAAUAAAAUCCUUGUUUAACACACAUCUUCACCUCGAUUCGCUUUUAACUACCUCAGUUUUCCCAGGUACCCUACUUGAAAGUGUCAGGACUCUGGUAAACAAACAAUGUGUUGAGAAAGUAGUAAAAUCAUUAAGCCACAACAAAGAAAAAUGUUUACUGUAUGUACCUUUUUAUUCACGCCAUUUUCAAGAUUUAAUGGCAGACUUGGUUACACCGCAGGGGUAACCGUUGACAUUACAUUGUACAAUGGUGUGCAACAACGGGCAGGGUGAAUGUAUAAUAGGGUAUGUGAACACGUGUAGGACAGGCUGUAUUCCCUCA